CACGUGACUUAAUGGUAACAGUCGGCCAUUUUGGAUUGAGGAGGAACAAAAUUUAUCAAAACAAAACAAAAACUACUUGUGUUUUCGACUAUAAGCACAAACGAUGAAUUGUACAACAUAAACUAACAAUUAUUAUAAACAUCUGCUUCAGCAGUCAAAGAAUGAAGAGGCAUGACAGCGAGGUUAUAUCCACGACCUCGAGCACCUCCAAGGGGUCGGAGCGGAGGAAGAAUAGGUUCUCGAUCAGAAGAAUAUUCUAUGCAGGUAGAUCCGGUUUGUCUCGGAUGAGCUUAAACUCUACGUCAUCUGCACAGUCGGAUGUGGGAUAUUCUAUCAGAGACCGUGAGCGCACUGAAGGUGCUGCAUUAGGUGCCACAGCAGCAUCGAGUGCUACAACAACAACAUUGUCAGUGCCAUCGUUACCGUACUACGGUCCUGGUCACAAUGCGGACCGAAGAAAAAGCAAAGACGGUUCGAGAGAGUGUCCACUGUGCCUAAUUGAACAUCCAUCGGAUAAAUUUCCGGAAAAUCUUUCCACCUUUUGUAUUUCAGAUUUUCUUUACUAUUCCAAUGUCUAUGCUGUGAUAGCGACAGAGUGCGCAGGCUGCCCAAAGAUAAAAUGCGAGAGACCAGGAUGUAACACAUAUUUCUGUUACCACUGCAAGCAUUUCUGGCAUCCGAACCGAACAUGUGAUUCAGCAAGAGCUGAACGACGAGCCCUCCAGAUUUUAGGUGUCGACUCGUUAUCACUAUCUCCUAGAAUUGUUCAGAAGGAUUUUAUCAAGCCAUGUCCACGGUGUUCGGCCUUUAUAGUAAAAGAGAAUGAUGGCUCGUGUAAUCAUAUGACAUGUACAGUGUGUGGUGCCGAGUUUUGUUGGCUGUGUAUGAAAGAAAUCUCUGACCUUCACUACUUAAGUCCAUCAGGUUGCACAUUUUGGGGUAAGAAGCCUUGGAGUAGAAAGAAGAAGAUAUUGUGGCAGCUUGGUACCCUGGUUGGAGCCCCUGUUGGCAUCACACUUCUAGCAGGCAUAGCGGUUCCAGCUAUGAUAAUUGGCAUACCGGUCUGGGUUGGAAGAAAAAUACAUUCCCGAUUUGAACAUUCUUCAAAACAUAAACAUAACGUAGCCAUAGUGGGUGGGGUAACAGCAUCCAUACUGGUAUCACCUAUUGUUGCAGGCCUAGCUGUAGGUAUUGGGGUGCCUAUACUUCUGGGCUAUGUUUACGGGGUUGUCCCAAUCUCACUGUGUAGAAGCGGAGGCUGUGGAGUACGGACAACAAACAGCGGAGGUGUCAGGUUUGAGUUUGAGGAAAACGAAACAGGCAACUCUACUUACGCAGGUGCUGUCGACAGCCAGAGCGUCGGAACAGGUCAUCAGGUUCCGAACCCAAGUAUCGCACCGAGCAUUGGCGAGGCUAGUGUUGGAAUGAACAAUAGUUUGUAUAGUGGAAGUGGUACACACAUUGAUCGCGUUGGUGUAAGCCGCGAGGACGAGAGUGACCGAGAUUCUGCCAGUCAUCGAGCAAUAGCAGGUUCGAGUCUAAACGGCAGUAUGUGCGGGAGCACUUACGCUGCAGUUAUUGGAAUGCAUACAAAGCUGGAAGUACAAGCAGAGAUGGAGACAGACGUACCCACUGGAAAACGUGCAAGUUUCAGCAGUGGCUCUGCCAACUUUAGUAUCGGAGAAAAGUCACUUGGCGAGAAAUCUGGUAUCGGAGAUGACGCAAGCACACGCGGCCUUGCUGGCUCAAUAGCUAAUUACAAGUUCGAUUCGGCAUCUUUGACGCCAUCUGAUGUGCAUGUAGAUUUAGCGAAAUCAGCCAAGGCAGAGGUUGAUCAUGUACCAUUGACUGUAGAGGGUGGACGUACGACGCCACGAGAUUUGGACAUUUCUAGUCUCUCAUCUAGAAUCUCUCAUGAUGACAAGAAGAAGACCAAUUCCUGUCCUGGUUCCCCUCAUUCCAACUCUGGAAUGACAUCUGAGCAUGAGGACGGUUCCCGUCAUCACAGUGCUAGGUGUCGGAAGUGCCGACGAGCCGCAAAACUUGCAGAAAAGCAUGCAACAGAACAGAUGAAUGUUCACUUUUCAGACCAGGUCAGCUUGCAGAGCUUUCAGGCUGAGGACGCUGUCCUUGACUUGCCUAUGGGUAAACAUGGAAUAGACUCUUUAUCGGAAAUGUGCAAUGAAGAUGAUUUUGAUUCAGAUGACGCAUUGGAUCGGUGCAGUAAAAGACGUGUCACUGGGCGAAUAAACUCUGAGCCGGCAGUGUUAUUAACGGAGGUAGAAAAUGAUCACCCAGGUUUCAUUCAUGUGGAGCCUGUUGAAAGUCGCGUCGAUUGCGACAGUGAUAGUAGUGAUAAACAGAAAAGUACGACAUCGUUGACGCCUCCGCUCUCAGAUGGUAGUAGUAACGAUGUAAUUGUUAGUUUGAACGGCAGUGUUUCUUCGAUGUCAAUGAAAUUUUGCAAGUAUGGAAAUGGUGAAGAAAAGACUCUUUCAAAGUGUCGAAGCGAAGAAAUAUAUAAAAAGAAAAAGAGUAAAAUGGACGAUUCCGUCGAAGAGAAAAGUAAAAGUGAAGAAAUGUGUAAUAAGGAUGUUGACGUUCUGAGUGGCCACAUGAAACGCACAAGACGUGAGAGUUGCGAACUGGCGAUGCAGGACGGACGAAUAUCGCCUUCUUCGAGUAUUGUAAAUUGAACAAGUUAACAGCCUUACAUAUUGUGAAUUUGAUGCAAAACUUUAAAAUUAGAAAUAAACUAAUGCUAAGUGUAGCUCUUUCUCCAUCCCACGUAACAUGUUUCUAUUUAUAGAUUUUUUUUAUUCUAUACAGAUCCAUUCCUUUUUAGAGAAUUUAUAUUUCACUGAAUUUCAUUUGCUUCAUGCUUCGUAAUUUUUUUUUCCAGGCAACUUUCUUGUAUUCUUGUAUUCUGGUAAAAUAUGGACAUAGCUUCAAAGAAAGAACGCAAUAAUUCGUUCAUUACAAUUAAAUAUUGGAAGUUCAGUCAGAUUUUACUUGAUCAGAGGAGGAGAGGCUUAAUUGCUUUUAUACUUAAUGAUUUGAAAUACUAUGUACAGUUUAUGAAUCAAGUUUUUCAGAUCUAUACAUUUUUUUUAACACCCAAAAGCAUUUUUUUAGUAUACUUGUAACGCACCUUGUCGUUGGACCAACCGUCUGUAAGCAAUUUCAUAUCCGGUCUGUAUCUCUUGAGCUGAAGAAAGUAAUAUUAUAGUAAUAGUAGAAAUGUUAUACCAUGAUGAGACAAUGUGCAGAGCGUAGAUUUGACUUUCCCCAGGUCAAGGUUACAUUUAGUCAUUGGGUAUAAGUUAAAAAAUUUAAUGUACCUAGUGAAAAUGAGUGCUAAUCUUGCCCCUUGGUUUAAUACCUGCCCCGCUGUGGGAGUUACUUGAGUUACAUAGGGAAAUAUAUUUAAGUCUUCUUGUGUUGAACUGCAAUUCCCACAGCUUAAAUAUUUGGCAUGUAGCAUUUCCUUGUUGACCUUUACAACCCCUAGAUCCUUAUCCAUGGGUUAAAAAUUAAAUAUAUCUAAUCUUUUUGUGGAACACUGUUAUGCCCUGAGUUUAUAUAUUUGGCACGAAGAAAUGCCUAGUAGACCUCUACAAAAGUUUUAAAAGUCAUGCACAUAGGGUCAGAAAUGCUCCCACCCUGGGAGGUAGGGGGUCAUUUAGUAUUAUAAGAAUAAAAUGAAAGAUAAAACAUUUUUCAGUCGAGUUUUUUUUAAUGGGUCUCUUCCUUAAUUGAAAGAUGACUUUUAAUUCAUGGAACCAAAUUCUUUGGAGUAAAUAUUGCCACCCCAGUGCUCUUGUUUUCAUCUUGUUCUGCAGUCUAUAACGACUUCCAUGAACUCUGUCUCACUUGUAAUUUGAAGAAUUCUUUUCAUUCCCAUCCAACGAUAUAGUGAUACCUACAUAAUAUUUUGAAGUAUUUCUCGGAAAGUACGCUUAAAAUCAUUUUUCUUAUGAAAUUUCUUAAUUGGUGACCCACAUGUUGUAAAUGAAAAAUAUAUAUACCCUCAAGUGAUAAAACUCUAUCACAUGAAGACUUUUUUUAUUAUCAGACUUUAAGUACCGUAAUCAGCCUGGUCUCUUAGUAGGGCCCUUAAUUAAUAGAAAACUUUUUGUUGAACCCUCUUCAAUAGAACUUACUGAUGGACCCUCAUUUGAUGAUGGUUUUGUUGGACCCGUUAUCUUAUGAAACUUGAUGAGUUCUGGUAUGUAAAAAUGAAAACAACAUUAUGACAAUAUUGGAAAUAUGAAUGUCAAAAAACUGAGAAAAUCUAUUAACAACUUUAUGGUUAUAAAAUGCAAUAAAUAUAGAAUUUCUGGCAGAGUCUAUUGAUUUUUCUGUGAAAACCGACUUUACAUAGGAUUGUAUAAGAAAUAUUGUUUGGUACAUGAUGUUGUUAAAUAACAAACAAAUUUGCAGAUUUCCACUUUUCUACACAGUGAUUUUUCACUUAAUAUCACAUAGGCCUAGGCAUAUAAAAACCUUCUUCCGAAUCCAAAUUUUCUUUAAAAUUGUGCAAUUUUUUCAAAAAAUCUGAACUUACACUAGCUUUUAUAUUUCCAAAUAAGCAAUUUAAGUGAUGAUCUUUUUUUCCAAAAUCAAGAAGACCGAAGGCCUUUCUGUCAGUUAAGUGAGUUGAAAGCACUGCUACAUUUUUUGCUCAUAUGCUUUGAUCUAUAUUUUAUUUUCAUGAAUGAGUACCCACGCUGAUGAAUAAUGAGGAAAAACAACACACAAAAAAUGGCACAUAUUUAACAACUCUUAUAAAAUAUAUUUUAAAAUAUUCUAUACCCACCAUAGAAUAAAAAAAAUCAUUGGCCAGUAAACACUUGCAAUAAGCUAUUUUUGAUAACUUGCAUUUUUUGAUGGUGAUAUUUAAAGCAGUAUGCCUCAAGAUUCAUGCUGAUUUUCAUGAACAUUUUAAAAAUGUGUUUAAAAGUAAAAUAUUGUGAAGUAAUCAAAAAGGAAGCAACUUGCACAUUACAAACAGCACCUCAAAAACCAUGUAAAUUACCAAAAUGAGGUAAAAAUAUUUAAAAUAGCCUUAACUGCAUUAGUAACGCAGUAUAAAUAUGGUCAUAAAUAUUGAAAAUAAUUACUCACACAUUACUUGUAAAAUAUUAUCUUUUUCAUAAAAUUUUAGUACAUUUUAAGUUGGGGGGUGCUUUUAUUGAAAUAUUUUGGCUUAUCUGGAGGCAUGUAGCUUUAAAUAUUGAUAUGAUUCGUCAAAAAUGUUUUUUCAAGUACAUGAAGUAGGUGUUGUUUUUUUUGUGAAAAUAUUUUCAUCUUUAUUUGUUCUAGCUGUUGUUGUGGCCGUUGUUUUUCAUUAUUUAAGCAAAAUAUAUGCCAGGGUGAGAGAUUGGAAUGACUGGACACUGGGGUGUGUUUUCUGUCAAUUCACAAGCCCGAUCCAACAAAAAUGAUUGAAGGGAAUUUCUUCAAGGCAAGGAUUAGAAGCAAAUUACAUGUAUGGGAACUCACUUAAAUGUCAAAGAUGCUCAAUUUUGUAUCAGAAACUUUUUUGUAACAAUAAGAUUGUGUCACUGUAGAUAUGAAUAUUCUUUCUUUAUUGACCCUUAUUGCUUUUCUUUUUUUCAUCUUGCUUUACAUCCUAACACUAUUUUAUCUUGGGCAAAAAAUGAAAAAAAUAUUUCUUCUGAUUUGAUGUCACUAAUUUUUACUUAACUUUUUUUUGUAAAGAGAGCUUUUUUUUGUAAGGAAAAUUAUCCUGUAUGAUACAUUUGGAUUUCCUUUAUUUGUAUCCAGAUAACUAAUUUUAUUUUUCAAAAAUAAUCUAAUUUUGUUUUCACGUUGUUUCAUUGUUUAGGAGUCAUUCCAGGUGAAAUAAGGUAAAACUGGUAACAAGAGAUCAAUAUAACAAUGGACAAAUUAAAAAUUUUGUCAGCAUUUGUAACAAAAAUAUUUGUAACAAUAAUCAAUUUCAAGUACUGCGAAGUUGAAGUUAAAGAAAUUUUAAGAAAUUUUUUUUACCGCACCUGUUUAUAGAAUAUCUCUAUUUCAUUCUAUAGAUAAAAAAAAACUUUUAGACAAUACAUUUAAAACUGUACCUUAACUGUUAGACUGAGAGGGAGUUAAAUCUUGUUGUCUUAAAAAUUUCAAGACCCGGAAGUUAGUUUUGAAUUUGUUGCCAAAAGUGAAAAGCAUUCCAGAAUAGUGAUUGAGAAUUAUAUUUUUAUAUGACACUUAUUAUUGUUCCGAGCCGAACAAAGUGUGAAAUGAAAUCGUCCAGUAUGUUUUAUCACCCCCUGUUAAGAAUUAACUUGUUUUCCAUUGUUUUGUUGUUACAUUGUCAGAAUUAGUCACAUUAUACUAAUACUUUAAUAGCAUUUCAGUGGUAGCCAUUUUGAUGUUGUUUUUUUUUUUUUCAAAUGAAGGAAAUGAGGUUUGUUUGUGUUUACAGAUAUUGUAAUUGAAACUCUUAACAUUUUUAGCUCGACUAUACGAAGUAUAUGUAGAGCGGUCCUACUCGCCCCGGCGUCUGCGUCCGCGUCCAGAUUUUAGAUUAAAGUUUUGGUGCAGUAAAAUAUUUUUCACUAUAACUUUGUCAUUUCUUAAGGUAUCAACUUCAAACUUCAAAUAUAUGUUCCUUAUCAUCAACCACAUCUUAUGUGACAAGGUUCAUAACUCUAGCACCAAUAUUUUCAGAUUUAUCUCCCCUUGAACUUAGAAUUUUCCUUAAAAAAUACUAUUUUUUACUGUUACUUCUUUAUUUGUUAAGGGAUCAACCUCAUACUUCAAAUAUAUGUACCUUAUCAUCAUCCCCAUCUUAUAUGACAAGGUUCAUAACUCUAGCACCAAUAUUUUCAGAUUUAUCUCCCCUUGAACUUAGAAUUUUCCUCAAAAAAUACUAUUUCUUACUGUUUCUUCUUUAUUUCUUAAGGGAUCAACCUUAUACUUCAAAUAUAUUUACGUUAUCAUCAUCCCCAUCUUAUGUGACAAGGUUUAUAACUCUAGCACCAAUAUUUUCAGAUUUAUCUCCCUUUGAACUUAGAAUUUUCCAUAAAAAAUAUUAUAUUUUACUGUUACUUAUUUAUUUCUAAAGGGAUCAACUUCAUACUUCAAAUAUAUGUACGUUAUCAUCAUCCACAUCUUAUGUGACAAUGUUCAUAACUUUUGAAGCAAUAUUUAGAGAUUUAUCUCUCUUUGAACUUAGGAUUUACUUUUUAAGGUAUCUUCUUCAAACUUCAAAUAUAUAUUUCUUAUCAUUACACAAAUGUUGUGUGACAAGGUCCAUAACUCUAGCAUGACUAUUUCCAGUAUUAUUCCCCUUGAUCUUGGAAUUAAUGUUAACAAAUGUUAUUUUUUUACUAUAACUUAAUACAUAAUUAUACAUAAUUGAUUUUUGUGUCGCCUUGAAAAGGUGACAUAUAGGGGUUACUUUUGUCGGCGGCGGCGUCUGUGUCGUUGUCGUUGUCGGCGUCCCCUAAAGCUUGUCCGGAGCAUAACUCAGUCACUAUAAGUCUGAUUGACUUCAAACUUGGUAUGCAUGCUUCUUUCAAUAACCCGAAGUGCAGUGCACAAGGACCGGUACUCUGCAGUUCUUAUUUUUUGAGUUAUUGCCCUUUGUUAAUUUUCAUACUUUAAUUUUGUCCGGGCCAUUUCUCUUCAACUAAAAAAGCUAUGGACUUGAAACUUCAUAGGAUGAUAGGUCUCAUUAAGAAGAAGUGCAGUGCACAAGAACAGGUAUUCUGCAUUUCUUAUUUUUUGAGUUAUUGCCCUUGGUUUAUUUUCAUACUUUAAUUUUGUCCGGGCCAUUUCUCCUUAAGUAUAAAAGCUAUGGACUUGAAACUUCAUAGGAUGAUAGAUUUCAUUAAGAAGAAGUGCAGUGCACAAGAAUCGGUACUCUGCAUUUCUUAAUUUUUGAGUUAUGGCCCUUUGUUAAUUUUCAUACUUAAUUUUUGUCCAGGCCAUUUCUCCGAAAGUAUAAAAGUUAUGGACUUGAAACUUCAUAGGAUGAUAGAUCUCAUUAAGAAAAAGUGCAGUGCAUAAGAACUGAUACUCUGCAUUUCUUAUUUUUUGAGUUAUUGCCCUUUGUUGAUUUUCUUACUUUAUUUUUGUCCUGGUCAUUUCUCCUCAAGUAUGAAAGCUAUGGACUUGAAACAUCAUAGAAUGAUAGAUCUUAUUGAUAAGAAGUGCAGUGCACAGAACCUGCUGCUCUGCACUUAUUAUUUUUUAGCUCGACUAUUCGCAGAAUAAUCGAGCUAAUGCAGUCACCCAUUUGUCGGCGUCCCUGUGGUUAAGUUUUUGUAUGUAAGCUGGUAUCUCCAUAACUACUGAAGGGAAUGGAUUGAAACUUCACACACUUGUUCUCUGUGAUUAUCUAAGAUGAUUGGCACAAGUCCCAUAACUCUGAAUUGUUUUAUUUCAUAAUUAUGCCCCUUUUUCGACUUAGAAAAUCUUGGUUAAGUUUUUGUAUGUAAGCUGGUAUCUCCAUAACUACUGAAGGGAAUUGAUUGAAACUUCACACACUUGUUCUCUGUGUUUAUCUAAGACAAUUGGCACAAGUACCAUAACUCUGAUUUGCUUUUUUACAUAAUUAUGCCUCUUUUUCGACUUAGUAAUUCUUGGUUAAGUUUUUGCGUGUAAGCUGGUAUCUCCAUAACUACUGAAGGGAAUGGAUUGAAACUUCACACACUUGUUCUCUGUGAUUAUCUAAGAUAAUUGGCACAAGUCCCAUAACUCUGAUUUGCUUUUUUACAUAAUUAUGCCCCUUUUUUGACUUAGAAAUUCUUGGUUAAGUUUUUGCAUGUAAGCUGGUAUCUCCAUAACUACUUAAGGUAAUGGAUUGAAACUUCACACACUUGUUCUCUCUGAUUAUCUUAGAUGAUUGGCACAAGUCCCAUAACUCGGAUUUGCUUUUUAACAUAAUUAUGCCCCUUUUUCGACUUAGAAAUUUUUGAUUAAGUUUUUGCGUGUAAGCUGGUAUCUCCAUAACUACUGAAGGGAGUGGAUUGAAACUUCACACACUUGGUCUCUGUGAUUAUCUAAGGUGAUUGGUACAAGUCCCAUAACUCUGAAUUGUUUUAUUUCAUAAUUAUGCCCCUUUUUCGACUUAGAAAAUCUUGGUUAAGUUUUUGUAUGUAAGCUUGUAUCUCCAUAACUACUGAAGGGAAUGUAUUGAAACUUGAAGAGUUUGUACCUUUUCGGACAAUUUUAUGUAUUCAUAUAGGUAAGCAUUAUUAUACUCAAUGAAACACCCUUGUGACAAAUUUUCGAAUAGUCGAGCUUUACUGUCCUCCGACAGUUCUUGUUAGUUAUUGCCCUUGGUUAUUUUUCAUAUUUCAUUUUUGUACUGGCCAUUUCUCCUAAACUAUAUUGUUCACAAGGCGACACAUCCGACUCGCGGAGUUCUAGUUCUUUCAUAGUUUUGUCCUCCUUACUGCGUCCAGUAUUUUAUUAGUCAGCUUCGCUGUCUCCUGUGACAGCUCUUGUUGAUACUGCAAUUUCAUAAUAAAAUUGUAUUUAAAAGGACUUGGCUGAGGUUUUUAGGCAUGACGGGACUGGAAUUUUUUUUUAGAAUUUUGUUAACCGUUUAAUGUAGUUCUGAACCAAUAACUUGUGUGCAAAUUUUUAGAUCAUUCCCUCAACUCCGCUUUCCAGUAAAUUCAACUUUGUUGUGCAGAUACACCGAAAAAUGAAAAAGCGUUGUAAAGUCCUUUUUCUCUCAAAUCAAGCACAAAUUGCACAAAAAAUAAUUUCUGAAUUAAAAUUAAAUUUUAAGUAUAUUUCUUUAUAAUCUUUCUCAAAUUUAUCCAUUUUAAGUGUUUCACUUGAUUUAUGUAAAAAUUUCAAAUUUUAUAAUUUUAGGCUGUUUGACCUCAGUCGAGUUCCUUUAAGCUCAAAUUUUUGAAGGGGUAAAAUGAGCAUGUGAGGUUGUGCACCUGGGUAUUUUCGUCUGGAUAUUUUUAGUAUUUUUAGAGUUAUUGCCCUUGACUUAGUAAAAUUUUGCAAUUUUCAACUUGUGUCGCAUGUAACUCAAAAAGGAUUUGACAUACUGUCAUGAAACUUUACAGGAAUAUUGAUUAGCAUGUGCAGUUGUGCACCAGGUAUUUUCAUCUGGAUUUAUUUAGUAUUUUUAGAGUUAUUGCCCUUGACUUAGAAAAUGUUUGCAAUUUUCAACUUGUGUCGCAUGUAACUCAAAAAGGAUUUGACAUAGAGCCAUUAAACCUUAUGGGAAGGUUGCUCGGCAUAUUAAGUUUUGCUCCUGGGGUUUCGCUUGUGGAUUUAUCCAGUUUUUGUUGAGUUAUUUCCCUUGACUUAGUAAAAAACGUUUCAUUAUGUUGUUAUUUGUUCCUUGAGUGCUUGAGUUAGAAUCGACCAACUUUACAGGAAUAAUAAUCAACAUCACUAAAUUACAGGAAUAAUGAUUCACAUCACUGUGAAGCUAUGAACCUGGGAUUUUGCAUGUGGAUUUUUUUCAGUUUUGUUAGAGUUAUUGCCCCUGCCUUACAGUAGUAUAAAUUUGCAAUUUUCAACUUGGGGUUUGCUUGGGGAUUUAUUCAGUAUUUGUUAAGUUCUUGCCCUUUACUUAGUAAAAAGAUUUUUAGUUUUCAAAAUAUAUUUGACCUAGAGUCAUUAGAUUGACAGAACAGUGGCGCGGUGGGGGCACCCGUGUCCUAUGGACACAUUUCUAGUUUAUUAUAGAAAAUACUUUCUUAUGCUCUUUCCUUAAAAAAUGUAGAAAAAGAUUCUUGGUUGAAUUUUCAUAAAGUCAUAUACUAAAGUUGGCUUAUAUUUUCCUUAUAGACAUUGUUUGCUAAGGACAUAAAUAUACCUUUUUCUAAACAAUCAUUAUGACAAAAUGAAGGUGUCUGCAACCAAUUGAAGAAAUAGAUCAUUAGGCAAUAAGCUGCAGGUGCAUGUCCCAUUUGAUUUUGUCCCAGCUGCAGUUCUCAUAUGAUUUAUAACAUUCCUUGAUUAUAUAUUAACUCCUCAAAAUUAAUUUGAGUAAUACUUAAUUGCUCGCAAUAUAAAGUUGGCAUUGAAAUCCAAAAGUGAUAGAAAACUACAGCAUAUAAAUUGUCAGAUUUGAAACUGAAAAAUCACAGAGCCUGAUAGACAGGCUAGUUCCCAAUUAUUUAUAAAUAGCGCAUUACAUAUUCAAAAUCGACCAAUCACAGAGCCUGAUUAAUAGAGGCUAGUCACCAUUUUCUAUUUUAAGCUCAAGCCAUUAUUCUUUUUGAGUAUUUGGAGAAAAAAAGCACACACACACUGAAUUAUCCAUAUAUUUUCUAAUUGUGAAAUUGACUACAAGGUAGGUCAUGCACAAAUUUCGUCACAAAUUUGUAUACAAUAUUGCUUAGAGAUGAUCAACAAAAAAGCAAAGCUAUUAAUAUAUAUGAUAUUGUAGCAUUUCCCAUAAUUUCAUUUCAUCACUGUUUUUUUUUAUUUGGCUAUUGUAUUUUUGUUUAUGAUAUAUUGUAUAUCUGAUAUUUUAUUUUGUGAUAUAAACUUGUUGAUACUUUAAGUUAUUUUUUUUAUGAUGUAUAUUGAUUUGGUUUUCUCAUUGUGCAAUAGCUCAUCUGAAAGCCAAGUUACUUAUGGCGAGCUUUUUGGAUCACUGCAUGUCCGUCGGGAAAAAAAUCAUCUUUUUUCCCCAUUUAACUUGAUAGUUACUCUCUUCUUUGUUAAAGACCUAUAAAUAGACUUUAUGACCAGGAUCUCCAUCUACAGACAAGUGAAGAUAACUCUGUUAUGGAUUUUGAUUGAGUCAUGCCCCUUUUUGAUCAUUCGGAUUUCUGACGGGUUUUUUUUUGUUUCAAACUUGACGGAAUGCAUGCUACCCUGACUCUCCAGCCAUAAAGAUUGUCAAAUCAAGUGGCUGCAUGGCCCAGUGGUUAUCACAUGGGACUAGUUUUCGCUAGCUGUCUGCUGAACUGAUUGCUAGCCGCAUUGGUUCAAACCCUGUCACACCCUGUGGGGACAAGUUGUUUCCUUACGCAAGAAACUUUACACUUAUUGCUUAAUACUUGUUUAUUCUAGGAACCAAGGGAUCUGAAAGUGUGUCUAAAGGCUUAUAGCUUCCUACACAAUCGAGCUAAAAUAAAUUCUGCAUAAACUAAAUCAUUAUGGCUGUAGUAUGCAAAAAAAAAAGUCAAGCUUCCAUCUUGAUUGGAUUGUAAACAGGGUUUUCUUUGAAUCUUCUGCCCCUCACUAUUUGGACAGUAGAUGAUGUUUUCCUUAAAAAUGAUGCAAUUGUCCAGAUUGAUUUAAACAAGUCCUGAUAUUGAAUUGAUUUAUUUAAACAUAAUUUCUUAAAUAAAGUCUCAUGGUUUUGCAGAAUUAUACGAGGGCUGUCUCAUUAUGCUGGAAUUUUGCAUGUUUGCUCGGCAAUGUCGUAUUAGAUAUCAGUGAAAAAAUGUUUUUAGAAGUCAGUUGAGUAUUUUGUAUUUAAAUGCUGUUAUCCAUGACAUACUGGGACAGCCCUCGUACAUACAUUAAUCCUUAAAAAAGAAUAGGGCUUUCUGACAAAGAAAGAAUCGUCUUAAAAUUGGCCAUUAUUUAUCAGAUCAUAAUAUGAUGAAAAAAAUGUCCAUGUGAGCAUUAUAGGGUCGAUAUUGGCCUAAAAUUGGCCCCCUCUUGUUAUAUAAAUAGAUUGCCUUGUAACAGUAUGAUGUUGUUGUUGUAUUGAAACUGAUGUAUUGUUAUUAAUUUGUCAUGAUAUGUACGUGUUAAGGUAAUGCAUUGUUAUACUUGAUAUUAACCCGGAGCCAACUGGCGGCCACUGAAUUCUACCCACAACUAGGGCUGAGACAAAAAAAAAUCGGCGGACACAUCCGUGCUGAGCACUGUUAGCUAUUCAGUUAUGAAAUGUUUUGAAUUGUUCCUCUAAAAAAUGAUCAUUGGUUUUUAUCUAGAUUGAAAUUUCAGUUAAAACAAAGAGUGUAAAGGGUUACUUGAAAGGUAUUGUACGUGAAUACAGCUUUCAAUAAAACUAUAAAA
Messenger RNA from Ruditapes philippinarum (Manila clam), 12987 nucleotides. Its product is annotated as E3 ubiquitin-protein ligase RNF19B-like. The record is from RefSeq and is a predicted model, not a curated record. Gene Ontology annotation, biological process: protein linear polyubiquitination; proteasome-mediated ubiquitin-dependent protein catabolic process. NCBI's taxonomy places the organism in Eukaryota, Metazoa, Mollusca, Bivalvia, Venerida, Veneridae. The coding region runs from base 162 to 2696 and encodes 844 amino acids. Gene Ontology annotation, cellular component: ubiquitin ligase complex. Gene Ontology annotation, molecular function: ubiquitin-protein transferase activity; ubiquitin binding; zinc ion binding. The transcript is spliced from 12 exons.